Molecule: messenger RNA, 729 nt
Organism: Nannochloropsis gaditana CCMP526
Exons: 3
Source: RefSeq, a predicted model, not a curated record
AGGAAAGACGUGGACAAACAAAUAAUUCACCAGGUACAAGGAGGCUCAAGACUUUCGACGUUUUGUUCCGGGCACUUCCACCACCUCCCAUCUCCUGACUACACAGUAGGCAUGAAUGGAAUGCAAUAUCACCUUCCUCCCGGCUCUUACGCCCCCGUGCAAAGCUAUUCGAGGGAUCAGGAGCAGCAAUCGAAGAGCUUCGACGGGGCUGCGACAAGCAGAGCCAUUCCUCAGCGGCUAAUGAAGCGCUACCGGAUAGUGCAGACACUAUGUGAAGCAUUGAAGGCAGAGCCAGCUUGUGUGAGUCUAACGCACGUGUUUCAUUUGCUAAAGCACGCGAAAUAUCCACGAUCACGCUCUCUGACCAAUGCUAUACUGAUCACGGCCUGGGGGGACCUCAACGAUUUACUGUACGCAUUCGGGGGCUUACUUCCCUACGAAAUCUACGACAAAGUCUUGGAAAUGUACGGCGAGGAUGCGGCUUUGCUGAUGAUCAAUUGCGACAAUUCCUGGCUGAGCGGAUCCGCUUCCUACUUCCAAAAUCCCGGCCGUCGCGUCCCUCUCUUGGACAGCCUCCAGGCCUUGCGGGAAAGCGUAACGGCGGAGACAGAGGGCGAGGCCUACAGCCUCUGUCAGUUCCUCCUCUGGAAAUCAGGACAACUCCCCGGGCGCGCCAAGGGGGAGAACGGCUUUACAGAUUUUCAGGACGUUGAGGUGUUAGGCCAAUGG